AUGCGCCAACUUGGCCUACUCGAAGAACUUCGCCAGUACUGCGUCAACGAAACAGGAAUGGAGCUCAUCGACCUCCACGGGAAAAGCCUCAUGCAAUUCGGCGUCACAAAAGCUGGAGACAAAGGCGGCACCUUCGAACUCACCAACGAAUUCGAAUUCAUGCGCGGCGACUUUGUAAAAAUGAUGUACACAGCCAGUCUCAAAGACCGCGAAACCCUAAACUCUCAGGGCCACACCCGCGGCAGUCUAACCUACCUCUUCAACACAACCCUCACUGCCAUAUCCCAAGACACCACCGCCCCAGACCUAGCAACUGCCACCUUCUCCACCGGCCAAACAACCCCCUACAACCUCAUCGUCGCAGCCGACGGCCAAAACUCACGCACCCGCCGCCUCGUCUUCGGCGAAGCAGCCAACACAGCAGCCUACACCUCCCUCAACACGCACGCCGCCUUCUACCACAUCCCCCGCUCCCCCCGCGAAACCAGCCUCGCACGCAUGUACUUUAGCCCCGAAAACCGCCUCACCAUGACGCGUUCCGGCGACCGCCCAGAAACGCAAGUGUAUCUCAUUCAACUGCAAAACGCACAGCGCACGCCUGUCCUCAAAGCAGCGCAAAAGUUGCCAGUGCGGGAGCAGAAAGAGGUGUGGGCGGAUCUGUACCGCGAUGCGGGAUGGGAGUGUGAGCGGUUCACGCGGGAGCUGGAUGGGGUAGAUGAUUUUUACGCGACGGAGAUUGUGCAGGUCAAGAUGCCGGGGAAGCAGUUGUAUUCGGGUCGAGUGGUGUUGCUGGGCGAUGCAGGGUACUGUCCUUCUCCUUUUACGGGCAUGGGGACUACCCUGGCGCUGAUUGGGGCGUAUGUGCUUGUGGGUGAGUUGGGGAGGCACGGCAAUGAUGUGGGUGCGGCGCUUAGAGCGUACGAGGAGGAGAUGAAACAGCCGGUUGAGGAGAAUCAGGAGUUGGGGGCUUUGGUUAAUGGGGGGAAGGGCAUCUUUCCUCGGUCUGCGUGGGGGAUUUGGACUCUUAAUACUGUGCUAUGGACUAUGUCGGUGUUGAGAUUGGACAAGUUGCUAGGGAUGGUGGCUGGUUUCGUGCCAGAGGGAAAGGGUAGUAGUGGGUGGAAGCUGCCUAAAUAUCCUGGUAUGAAUAUGGAGGCACUUUAG
This is a messenger RNA of Bipolaris maydis ATCC 48331, 1164 nucleotides long. RefSeq lists its product as uncharacterized. Gene Ontology annotation, molecular function: FAD binding. NCBI's taxonomy places the organism in Eukaryota, Fungi, Ascomycota, Dothideomycetes, Pleosporales, Pleosporaceae. The record is from RefSeq and is a predicted model, not a curated record.